Saccostrea echinata is the source of this 942-nucleotide messenger RNA. RefSeq lists its product as uncharacterized. The transcript has 3 exons. Lineage: Eukaryota; Metazoa; Mollusca; Bivalvia; Ostreida; Ostreidae. Gene Ontology annotation, molecular function: protein binding. The record is from RefSeq and is a predicted model, not a curated record. The coding region runs from base 16 to 900 and encodes 294 amino acids.
UUACUGAAGUUCAUCAUGGAGUACGCUUUUUACCUUUUCGUCUUUGUGGCAAUUAUAACAACGUUUGAGGGAAAUAACUAUUGUGAAGCUGUACUUACGAAUGCCAAGACUACCUCGAAUUUAACUGCUGACAGAGUGAGUGAUCUAAAAGAAAUUUUAAUCAAUCAGGAUUUGACUCAGAAGCUACAACUCGUACAAAAUGUCAUACAAAUAAUGAACGAUGUUCAAACAUUAAAGAAUGAUGUUCAGCGCCUUAAAAAGGAAAAUUCCUAUCUCAAGAGAGAAGUUGAAAACAAAACAAACAUCAUACAAAUGCACGUGAUGACUGAUGUUCAAUCAUUAGAGAAUGAUGUGCAAAGUCUCAAGUCAGAAUAUUCCUAUAUCAAACGAGAAUUUGGAAAUCACUUGAUCAACACAAGAAAUGAAAGGUGCGCACGGACACUGGAAUGCCUGGAUCAGAAAACAUACGUUGCCUUUUAUGCGUACUAUUCUAACAAUUUUAAAGCUCUAUCCACUGGGACGACUUUAAUCUUUGAUUUAGUAGAGACAAACCUUGGCAACGGGUACAAUAAAAAAACUGGAAUAUUCACUGCUCCAACUUCCGGUGUCUUUGCCUUUACAUGGACCUUGCACGCUGCGGGAAAACAUGUCGCUGGAUCAUCUGGGAGCAACUAUGGCGAAAUGAAUGCAGCGAUAAAACAAAACGGAAUCACAAAGGGUGUGAUUGUUACUGAUACUGAAACACAGUACGAUAAUGCUGCUGGUACUGGGUUUGUUGUAUUGAGUCUAAAAGCUGGAGACCAAAUAAAGAUUGUGUCUAAUAACUAUAACGGCCAAGGAUCUAUGUACAGCACCGAUCAAAAUGGCCGAACAUCAUUUUCAGGAUUUCAGAUUGCAUGAUUCCUCUACUUAUAAUCAUUUAUUUAGGUAUAUUCAUUAUUG